Molecule: messenger RNA, 840 nt
Organism: Lolium perenne
Lineage: Eukaryota; Viridiplantae; Streptophyta; Magnoliopsida; Poales; Poaceae
Product: peptidyl-prolyl cis-trans isomerase CYP19-3
Biological process (GO): protein peptidyl-prolyl isomerization; protein folding
Cellular component (GO): cytoplasm
Molecular function (GO): peptidyl-prolyl cis-trans isomerase activity; cyclosporin A binding
Source: RefSeq, a predicted model, not a curated record
AUCCGAGGUGUGUGUACUCUCAAAACCCUAAACCCAUCUCCUUUUUAUCUCCCCCACGCAGCCGCCAGCUCCAUCCGUCUCUUCACAGCAGCACCAUCCGAGUCCAAGGGAAAGAAAGAAGCCGUCUUUGAUCUGCAUAUCGCAGCAAUGGCGAAGAACCCCAGGGUCUUCUUCGACAUCCUGAUAGGCCAGACCCGCGCCGGCCGCGUUACAAUGGAACUCUUUGCCGACAAAGUUCCCCGCACGGCCGACAACUUCCGGCUCCUCUGCACCGGCGCCAAGGGCCUUGGCGCGUCUGGCAAGCCGCUCCACUACAAGGGGUCGGCCUUCCACCGCAUCAUCCCCGGGUUCAUGUGCCAGGGCGGCGACUUCACCCGCGGCAACGGCACGGGCGGCGAGUCCAUCUACGGCGCCAAGUUCGCCGACGAGAACUUCAAGUUGAGGCAUACCGGACCGGGCGUGCUCUCCAUGGCCAACUCCGGGCCCAACACCAACGGGUCGCAGUUCUUCAUAUGCACGGAGAAGACGUCGUGGCUGGAUGGGAAGCACGUCGUGUUUGGGCAGGUGGUGGAUGGGUAUGGUGUCGUCGAGAAGAUGGAGAAGGUCGGGAGCAACAGCGGGACGCCGGCGCAGAGCGUUGUCAUCGAGGACUGUGGCGAGAUAGCGGAGGACGAGCAGUGCUGAUGAGUUCAUUUUAGUUUAGGUGUUCUAAAUAAAUGUACUGAUCCAUUCGCAAAAAAAAUUUGUACUGAUCCGAUUGCAAGCUGUAGCGUGUUCAAGUUUCAGUAAAAACAUUUGAUACGUACUUGUGGUAGAUAAGUCAAGUGUCUUUGUACUCUA